CUGUGUUGGACUCUGCGGUCUGGAGGCGUUCGAUGCUCUCCGGCUUGACGAGUAGAGUCUCCUGAGCAGUGCAUGGCUGAGUUGUGGAUGUUCACAACGAUUUAAAGGCGAGGAGCGGGAUUUUCAUUUCAAGCUGACAGCCAGCCAGCAUGGGUCGGCGCUCGUCUGACAGUGAAGAUGACAGUCGGAGCAGGAGGAAGAAAAAAGCGCGUCGCCGGUCAUCCUCUUCUUCCUCGUCUUCGUCUUCAUCCUCCGGCAGCAGGGUGACCAGUAGCCGGGGUCGGAGGUCCAGUCGCCGGAGCCGCUCUCGCUCAAGGGACAGGGACAAAGACAGGAGGAGGAGGAGACGUUCCAGUAGCAGUUCGUCCCACAGUUCAUCUCGCAGGAGGAGGAGUCGCAGUGCGGAGAGAGACAAAGGGAGGAGCCAUCGCUCACACAGGUCACGCAGCCGAGACAGGAGUUCUCAUUCUCGCCACCGGCGGUCUCGCAGUAGGAGCGGCAGCCGCAGCCGGCGAGGGACCCACAGCCGCAAAAAGAGCCGCAGCCGGAGCCACAGCAGAGAGCGGGACCGGAGCCGCCGUAAGGGCCACGGCCGGGAGAGAGAGAAAGACAAGGAGAGGGACAGAGAAAGAGAACGAGACAAGGACAGAGAGAAAGAUAAGAGUAAAGACAAGUCAGACAAAAAGGGGGACGCCGGGAACAUCAAAGCCAGAUUAGAACAUCUGACUCCAGCAGAGCAGGCCAAAGUUCGAAUGCAUAUGGUCCUGCAGGCCGCCGCUAAGACGGACGAGGUGCUGAAGGCUAAAGUAGCCAAGAGAGAGGAGGAGGCCCGGAAGAAACUAGAGGACCAGGGAACUUCUCUGGAGGAGCAAGUGCGAAGGAUAAAGGACAUUGAGGCCAUCGAGAGUGAUUCCUUUGUUCCUCAGGCUUUCAAAUCAUCCAGGGAUGAUAUAAAGGCUGAGCCAGUUGAGGUGAAGCUGGAGUCAGAGAGGGCAGAUUUUCAGGACAUCAUUCUUCCUAUCUCCAUAGUCUACAAUGACAGUGACACGCUCGCCCAUCCCAGUUUGUUUAUGGACAAGGAGAAGGCUGAGGAGCUGUGGCUCAGCAGACUGAUCUCGCUACGGCAGGAGAGGCUCAUGGGAAGUCCUGUGACCUAAAGGACACCAGAAACCCAGAAGAUAUUUCCUGUUCCAAGUGCAGUUUCAGUUGCUUUGAUUGUGUCUGUCUUGUAUUAGGACGUUUAUUACUUUAAAUUUCCACUAAUGUCUCCUAUGUAUUGUAAAAACAUGUCAGAACUUAAACAAAUGAACAGUUUUUGGUCCUGGUGUGCUUAUUAUUUUAUUAAUGUUAAUGUGAUUCAAUUGAACAAUCUGCUAUUCUUUAUUUGGCUUCAUUUAUUUUUAAUGAAGGAAGAACCUGUUUUAUUGUGUACAUAUAGCAUUUGAUACAUUUUGUCUUUGUAAUCAGCUGAGGUAAAUAAAGAUAGCUUUGGGA
This is a messenger RNA of Micropterus dolomieu (smallmouth bass), 1494 nucleotides long. It is a transcript of the gene rsrc1, whose product is annotated as arginine/serine-rich coiled-coil 1. Gene Ontology annotation, biological process: alternative mRNA splicing, via spliceosome. Lineage: Eukaryota; Metazoa; Chordata; Actinopteri; Centrarchiformes; Centrarchidae. The transcript is spliced from 10 exons. The record is from RefSeq and is a predicted model, not a curated record. Bases 150 to 1157 code for a protein of 335 amino acids. Gene Ontology annotation, cellular component: nucleus; cytoplasm.